Trichomycterus rosablanca is the source of this 1346-nucleotide messenger RNA. RefSeq names its product cathepsin F-like. The transcript is spliced from 15 exons. Gene Ontology annotation, molecular function: cysteine-type endopeptidase inhibitor activity; cysteine-type endopeptidase activity. The record is from RefSeq and is a predicted model, not a curated record. NCBI's taxonomy places the organism in Eukaryota, Metazoa, Chordata, Actinopteri, Siluriformes, Trichomycteridae. Gene Ontology annotation, cellular component: lysosome.
AUGUUACGCAGCUUGAAGAGGGCCCAUGCCUGUUACAGCACAAACACACUGCAACAAGUCUGGAAUAAAGAGCUGGUGAAGGGGGUGCGUUAUAGUAUCACAGCAGAGAUUGGACGGACACAGUGUAAGAAAUCUGAAGUGCUACAGGAUUCAAAUAAUUGUGAAUUCUUCCCGGACUCCAAAAAACAGAAGUCGGAGGUGUGUUUAUUUGAAGUGUGGAACGUUCCCUGGCAGAACAAAUCCACUUUACUCAAACAGAAAUGCCAGCCUGCAGUUCCAGUUCAGGAGACCCAAAAGGUCGUGAGAGUACAUCUUUCCCAUGACAAGCCAAGCAAGGAAAAUGUUGGGCUUCUGAUGCAGUUUAAAGAAUUCAUAAUCAAGUACAAUCGCACAUACAGCUCUCAAGAAGAGGCUGAGAAACGCCUGGGAAUUUUCCAGCAGAAUCUGAAAACAGCACAGACCCUGCAGUCUCUGGAUCAAUGAACGGCUGAGUAUGGUGUUACCAAGUUCAGCGACCUUACAGAGGAUGAGUUUAGAAUGAUGUACCUGAACCCCAUGCUAAGCCAAUGGAGCCUGCAAAAACAGAUGAAGCCAGCAGCUCCAGCUAGUACAACAGCGCCGGCAAGCUGGGACUGGAGAGAGCAUGGAGCUGUCAGCAUUGUCAAGAACCAGGGCAUGUGCGGCUCCUGCUGGGCUUUCUCCGUCACAGGGAACAUUGAAGGCCAGUGGUACAAGAAAUCCGGACAGCUUCUGUCCCUCUCAGAGCAAGAGCUGGUGGACUGUGAUAAACUGGAUCAUGCCUGUGGAGGUGGACUUCCAUCCAAUGCAUAUGAAGCUGUUGAAAACCUUGGAGGUCUGGAAUUGGAAACAGACUACAGCUACACAGGACACAAAGAAAGGUGUGACUUUAACUCUGGAAAAGUGGCGGCCUACAUUAACAGCUCUGUGGAACUGCCCAAAGAUGAAAACGAUAUCGCUGCGUGGUUGGCUGAGAAUGGUCCUGUCUCUGCUGCUCUCAAUGUUUUUGCAAUGCAGUUCUAUAAAAAUGGAGUGUCACACCCUCUGAAGAUAUUCUGCAACCCCUGGAUGAUUGAUCAUGCUGUGCUACUUGUUGGAUUUGGAGAACGUAAUGGAAUUCCAUUCUGGGCUAUUAAGAACAGCUGGGGAGAAGACUACGGUGAGCAGGGUUACUACUACCUGUACAGAGGAUCCAGACUGUGUGGGAUUAACAAGAUGUGUUCAUCUGCACUCAUUAAUUAAGAAUCUAUAUGAGCUUAUGAGUGCACACAAACAUAAACACAAACACACAAGAACAUUCACAGAAACACACUUACCAUAAGUUAUUA